AUGGACAGCACUCGUCAGCAUUCGCCAACGGACGACAAGAAUUGGGAAAGGGUGCUUUGGAGGCGACUUCCUUACCCAGAUAACUAUGUGCCUCCUCGACGGUUUCUAGAGUCGUUGCGAAAGAAUGCCAACUUUACGCCAUAUACGUACUCUCCGAUGGUGGUUGCGACUACAUCCGUUUGCCAGCAUAUUGCCAACAUCUUUACCUUUCUCUCCGUCUUCAUACGACUAAAGGAAAGAAAGAGCGACCCGAGAUAUAUUAUUUGGAUAUCUAUUCUCCUGUUCGUCAUUGGAUACGCCUCAUGGGAGGCCCUCUUCUUCUUUCAAGGCUCGCCCCUUAGGAAGGACUCUCGAUCGAGGGUUAUGAGGUCGGCCAUCCUUGUCUUCCUCGCCUUGUUGGCCCUCGCUCCCGUACUCAGGACGCUCACCGAAGCGACAUCUUCGGACUCGAUAUGGGCUUUAUCAUUUUCUCUAUUUGCCCUACACACGCUACUGGCAGACUACACUGCUCCACUACCCCACGACAGCCACGAACGUCUUACUUCUGUUCUUUCGAUGAACGCUGCCAUAUCCGCUAGUGUCGUACUAGCAUCGCGUUUGGAUUCAGAUCUCUCAGUUUUUGCGUUAAUCUUGUUUGCGCUGCAGGUAUUCGCCUUGUUCCCGUUACUACGGAGACAGCUUCAUUACGCACCGACGGCGGUUCGUCUUGGGUUGACUCUCCUCCUUUCAACCACGUCCGUCGUGCUCAUGAGCGAACAUUCUCACAUGGUCGGGUGGAUUGUCUCCCUCAUUCUGAUAUUCAUCAACUUCGUUUCACCUGCCGUAAUGGUUUGGGCUCAGCGGUACAAAAACGAAAUACGCGGAGAGUGGGAUGUCGCUGUCCCAGUGGUUGGCGGUUCAUGA
This is a messenger RNA of Serendipita indica DSM 11827, 903 nucleotides long. The record is from the annotation of a GenBank genome assembly. NCBI's taxonomy places the organism in Eukaryota, Fungi, Basidiomycota, Agaricomycetes, Sebacinales, Serendipitaceae.